Molecule: messenger RNA, 2025 nt
Organism: Komagataella phaffii GS115
Lineage: Eukaryota; Fungi; Ascomycota; Pichiomycetes; Pichiales; Pichiaceae
Exons: 1
Coding region: 1-2025 (674 amino acids)
Source: RefSeq, a predicted model, not a curated record
AUGAGUCAAAAUUCAAGUAUAGGAAAAGGAAAUCAAAGUCCGCCUUUGUUCGACCUAUACGAGGGCCACCAGGAGGGCUCAGAAACGGAAGCCACAUCAGCUGCGAAAUAUCCCAACUUGUUCAAGUCAGAGACAACCAUCACAGAUUUGCCUGAAUUGGUGAAGCUAUUGCAUAAGUUUCUAGAAACAAAAAAUGUCACGGGACUGGCAUUAAUUGCUAGGCAAAAGGGACUUCCUCCUAGCAUGAGGGCGAAGGUGUGGCCUUUGCUAUUACGUACUCAUCCAUUUGUCCUGAAGCCGUAUAUCACCUCCGAUGAUGAUGAUGGUGAUGACGUUGACGGAGAGGAAGAAGAGCAAGAAGACGAUUUGCAUUCAUCAACUCCAGAUAACUCAACAACAAGCAGUAAUGAUACUGAGGGUAGCGAUAAUGAGUAUCCCUCAAGUAUUCCUAUCCAUAGGAUAAGAUCGGAAUUGCAAAGGUAUACGAUAAGGAGCAAUUACAAUAAAGAUAUUAUUAUGUCUCUAAGCCCUCAAGUCAGGCAACUAUUUGAAGUUCAAGAACAGAUUUUCCACACCAUCGAACGUGCUGUUGCUAGAUUCUUAAAAAAAUGGGGUUCUAUCGUUCAUUAUGACCCAGGCCUGGUGUGGUUAGGGCUAGCUUUAGCCGAAUGGAUUCCUCCUUUGCCUGAAUAUAGCUACAUUUUAUGUGGUCGUGAGCAUGUCGCCCGAAAUGGAACGAAACUGAGAGACAUAAACGACGACAACUUCCAGCGAUUAUACGUGAAUGACGAUAUCUCUAGCAUAAUUCUGAACUACCAAUCUGAAGACGCAAAGUUCUCAAUCAAUGAAAACAAGGAACCAAGCAACGACAAGUCGAACAAACAUCAAAAAAAUCUUUCAUUUGCUGAACUCUACGAACGAAUGGUCUUAGUUGUACUCCAUUCACCCGAACAAUCGGAUGUAGUCGAAACUGACUCAAUGCAUGAAAGGACUAACAAUAUUUUGCAAACCAUUCCCACCAAGGGUGGUUCAAUAAGCGAAAGAGUAUCGUUUUUUCUUCACUGUUUCCGUCAUUUACUUCCUGAACUAUCAAAUUACUUUUCAGAGGAAGAUAUUUUGAACGGUUACAACAACAGCGAUGAAUGGGUCAUAUGGUGGCUCAAAUGGGGAGGUGCUCGAGCAUGGUCCAGAUUUGACCGAGGAAGAGUUUGGGAUUAUCUUCUUGGUUGGAGGAAUGGCCUUCCUGCAAAUCCAAAUUCAAAAACGGAGAUCCUCAGACAUCAGGAAGAACUAGAAGAAGUGCGGUCCUGCCUUGAUUCGCACACAUUGGAGCUUUUGGGGCCAGAUUUAUUUUGGAACCCAUUAGUGAAGGAGGAUGUUGAUUCAACAAAAAAACCAGAACCAGAGUCGUGUGCUUUGAGUCGCAAGGAGUCACUGAAAAGUAUGUUGAGUACACUAUCUUUGACUAACAAUACAGCAUUAGAGUGGUCUUCGUCUUCAGUUGGGUUAGAUGAGCGUGAGAGACAAAGUAAUCAUAGAGACACAUUGCUUCAAAUUCCUUACUCCCAAAUCGAUCCUCAUUCGGCACUGGUUUUCAUUGCAGUAGCAUUUUUGAAAUCAAAAGAAUUUGCAUUGCUGGAACUUGAGAGUACAGAAAUAUUGGAGUUUCUUAACAAGUCUUCCUCCCUGAAGUUCAAUGGAUUUCAAUCUUUAAUCAGCGACCCUAAGUGGGAUACUGAGGAUGCUGAUGUUAGAAAAAUUAUGGACUCAUACAAUAACAGCCCCGAGGAUAGGGAUGUUCGGCAUUUACCAUCCUCUGGUAUAUCCUAUACGGCGGAGAAAGAUAGUAAGACCAAUUCUAAAGGUAAACGGGCUUUCAGUCCUUCACCUCCAUCAGAUUUGAGUUUAACUGGUCGAUAUCGUUCCCAACCUAAAAGGUCACCAAGAGGAAUUGAGAAUGUAAUUACAGAAGCUGGUGAGCUUUGGAGGAAAUGGUCGUGGCAAGAGUUAGUUGAAGACAAUUGA